Molecule: messenger RNA, 453 nt
Organism: Saccharomycodes ludwigii
Lineage: Eukaryota; Fungi; Ascomycota; Saccharomycetes; Saccharomycodales; Saccharomycodaceae
Gene: NUT2
Product: mediator complex subunit NUT2
Exons: 1
Coding region: 1-453 (150 amino acids)
Biological process (GO): positive regulation of transcription by RNA polymerase II
Cellular component (GO): chromatin; mediator complex
Molecular function (GO): transcription coregulator activity
Source: RefSeq, a predicted model, not a curated record
AUGGAUCCCCUACAGAACAGUUUAGAUACAACACAGGACUUAUUAAGUGAAAUCAUAGAGGGUUUCAUAGAACUUGGUGUUUCCGUAUAUGAUUUUCCAGGUACUGAUGAAGCAAAGCAAGGAAUGGUAACCAAUUUAAAAAGGAAUUUUGAGCGUAUUGUAAAAUUGGAUCAACUUGCUAAUACUGACAAAAACUUAAAUAAUGUUAAUGUUCCAUUAGAUGUUUUACAAUACAUAGAAGACGGUCGAAAUCCAGAUGUUUAUACUAGAGAAUUUGUAGAAGCUAUCAAAAGAUCCAACCAAUACCAAAGGGGUAAAAUGCUAGCAAUGCGUCAAUUAAGAGACUCUUUAGCUACUAAGAUUAUAGAAGAAUUUCCGGACUUAGAGAAACAGGUGGAUCUUAUAACAAAGAAAACAACCAAUCCUACAAAUGAGAAUAAUUUAAAAUUAUAA